AUGGGUCCACUCAACGUCACGUUGAUGGUGCCGUUUGCACCACAGCUUAGCAGCGAAUGGCAAACAAGGGCUGCAUUUUAUGCUGCAAACCCAGCGCUACCACUGGCAGGAGCAUUCAGACAGCUGUUCCAAGAUGUAUCCCAGGCCUAUUUGGAACCAGCCCUUGGCAAUGUGAGAUACCAGCUGUACUUGAUCGCAAACGUGCAGGUGCAUCUCUUGGUGCUACCAAAUGGCGCUGCUGACGUUGACGCCGCACAAAUAAUGGCGAUGCAGGCAGGUGUGCCAUUGUAUGACACCAUUGUGAGUGAAAGAGGGUUUGAGAAAUUCAGUCUCGUGUGGAGGCAAUCCCUGGUGCAUUAUGCUGGUGCAAAGGUCAUAGCCAUCCACUUUCAUCCCGCUCUGUUGCAGGCGAAGCUAUUGAAGCUGUUUGAUUGUGUGUGUCCGCCAAGAUUUCGUCGUGUGCUCUCAAGAAAGGAGUUCCGAGAUUUUGCCGAUGAAGCAAGCAAAACAAGAUUGUCGUUGACCUACAUGGAUGCAAGGCAGCGCAGAACCCAGCGUAUUCUUGACCUCAGUCUGUGGUGCUGUGGGUUGAUUCAACCAGAAGUGGGCCCUUCCGGCGAGGUGUUGUCAGAAGACUUCGGCCUCGUAUUGAUACAGAGCAACCAGCGCGAUGCAGGCGCACCAAUGCGGGAGGUCGAAGCAUAUUUUGUGAGGAAUCUGCACACGAUUCCCAUCAAUUUGAAUUUCUGGAAACUAUGCACACUCACGCUGACCGCAUCGGAUGCAGAAGCUCUCACACGGUUCAUGAGAACUGGUGAUUUGCCUCUUGACCAAUGGAUCGCCACCCAAAGUGCAGCACGUGCUAUCACCCAGGGCGUUGUGCUUGUGAGUGGUACAGCCUAUGCUCAUUUUCGCUCACUCGAGCCCGAAGAGUCUCAGGGGUUCCUGCAAGAGGUUUGCGCUGCCAAGUUUGCCACAGGCGCACAGGCCUGGAGCAGUGCAAGUGAUGCACUUUUGGACCGCCAGCGACGUGUCAGAGACAUUGACGUUCAACCCGCACCUUGGGAGUCCAUGGCAAGCUCAUUUGGUUUGCGGUACAAUGCUGCAUUGUUGGAUGCGAGAAUGCGAAACGCAGAGCGUAAUGCGAAUAGCAUGUUUGCUGAACCAUUUCAAAUGCAAUCCUCCGUGCAGGAUGUGACAUCUGGAUUGUGUGGUGGAUUGGAGUUUGUAGUAUCUGCACCAAGUGGUCCCGCAGCGCCAUUUGCGUUUCCACAGCCUUCUGCUCCGCCAGCUACUGUGCUGAGCUCCAUCAAUCACGCAACACACGAACACCAGCCUUGCUCGGCUGCCAUUAGCGGCGUCAUUUCCAAGGGCCAGGCACAAGCUGCAUUUGAAUUCAUUGCCUGUCUGCGUGAUUUGGCAUACUCUUGGAAAGAGGACAUGGCAAAAGAUGAACGUGCUGCUUUCUUUCAUGCCAGCUGCCCGGAGGCUGCAUCAAGCACAGCCAUUGGUGGUAUGUUUCAUGCCACCUCACGAGAACUGUUCUUUCUCAAACAGGACGUUGAGGAUGCAAAGGAUGAAGGGCUGAAAGCGAAAGCAAAAUUGGAGGCACACCAACGGACAUUGGGGUUCGUACCCCGUCUGCGCAAUUGGUGGAAUCUGCAGUGGACGGGAAUGCGUUCGGAUCAGAUGAUCACUGAUCAUCUUGAUGAGAUUGAACUCAAAGAGGUGACAGCGACCUAUGAACGGGAGCGACGAGCUGGCAAUGUGCCUACACUUUUCACCACACAGGCAUCAAAGCCGGAGAAGGCACCUGUUGAACAAGAACACAUCUUGCCGAAUCAAGUGAACUCCGUACUUGGCAGAACAAUUGGACUGCUUCAUGCGCUGCUUGCAAAGACGGAGCCGCAAGAGUGCAGUGUACAAUCACUACUUAAUGCGAGUGGUGCAUUUGCGCAGAGGUAUGGCAAUGUGGCGCCCCAUGUCAUCAAGCUGCUGCUGAAAUUGUACGAAGGCCCUAUAAGAGCGACAGACAUUGUGGGCCUACGACAGUCACAGAAGCUCCUGGAGAGUGCUUUUGCGAUUGCCCCAGAAGCCGCGAGCAAGACACUGCAGAUGCUUGAAGCGCUCACUCAGCUACAUGACAUCAACUCAGGCAAGCUUGAACAGUGGGCUGUGGCAGCCCACUCACAAUUGAGCUCACAGGCAAACAAGCGCUCAAUGGUGUUGGCAAUGGUGACCGACUGCACGAUUUGCUUGAGGAUCAUGUCUGAACAAGACGUGGCGAACAUGCCCGUGCAAUGUCAAAAUGCGAUACUGGAGCAGAUAUUCUUCGUGAUCAAGCAUUCCACAAAUCACGAUGAGUUGCGUGGUGCGAUACGUUUGUUGGAUCUGUUCUUCAACAUCUUGCCCACCGCAAUCACAAGUGUCGCACCAGACUCUCGUUCACUGAAGGAGCUCCAGAACAAGUUCCGUGAAGCUUUUAGUUGCAACUCCAUUGUUGUUUGCACAUGCCUUGCAAUCAUGCGUGCUAGUACUCGCUCUUGCACAAUGCAUUCGAUACCUGGCAACAUCUUGCAAGCCCUUCCAACCAGCCUGGAUGCGCCAGAUCUAAAGGAAUGGACACAGAUGCAGGAGGACGGCUUGUACACAAAGAAAGAACUGCGCGAGCUUGACACGAGGAUGGACAUCAACCGUUGGCAAACAAAAGCCUUGCGCUGGCUCACGCAAUUGGCCGACAGAAUGCAGUUGCUGUUAAAACCAGAGCUGCUGGAGACUGCCUAUUUUGUCACAGACAACCUCGCCUCCGCAGAGCAAAAGACAGUUCAGCCAUUUGUUGAAGGAGCUUGUAGGGUGCAAGUUUCUGAUUCAGGUGCGGAGCGGUGCAAUCUGGAAGUGGCUAUGCUCACCAGACGGUUCACGCAAGCACGAGUGGCAACCGCAUCAAUACAGGACGUGGUCACAGAGCUGGGCGAUCGUGCGUACGCUACAGGGACGAGCGUAUUGCUCACUGUGACCACUGGAGUGCACACAACAGUGCGAUUCAUUGGCUUCUGGGACAUCAACGUCGACACUGGCAUUGCGACAUCCUCACAGGAUUUUGUCAUACUGCACGUUUCCGUGAUAGGUGAGCCAGCGAAAUCGGGAGGGGCAUCCUCUCAGUUCAACCUUCUGCAUGCAACAGCAGAUAUUGUCCUCGCCAGGAAGCUCAACGUGGUCCCAAAGAUGCAGCAUGGUGAAGUAGACACCAUCAAACCAGCAUCAUCGAGCACGGGGAGCGAGGCACUGCGUGCACUAGUUGCGCGCUCAGGCAGAUUGACAAGGUGGGGUGCAGAGACAGAACGAGCUUGUGACACCUUGCCCGCGUUGCAAGUACUGUUUGUGCCAACGGAUGCGCAGCGCAAGCUACUGGAAGAAAAGCAGGACAAGAAUGCGGUUCGCCUGAUCUUGAGUCAAGAAGAGGAGGUCAUGGCACGUGUGCUCGGCGGCGCUCAAAUGCACCUGACGGAGCAUACAGUUGAGGCGUAUCUGCGUGCAACAUUGCAUGCGAGAUGCCCAGCCGUUAGUCAGGACACACCAAAGAAGUUGGCAGCUGCAUUGCUCAACAAGUUCGAAGAAAAGGAUCAACCAGGCCCGCUCUAUUUCAUGAAGGCCAUGCCAGGUUGUGUGCACACCCUUGCGAGGGAAGCUUUCCUUGACCUGAGCGAGCAGCAGCUCAUAAAAUGGUUCAUCUGGCAGCUAUUCACGCUCACUGCAGUUGUUUGCCGCAACAUUGAGUUGGAAAGAGAGCUCGUGCCAUUUGCGCCUGCAAAAGGCGUGGACCUGCGUCAAUCAGUGCGUACGGCACUGCACAAUUUUGGCGGCCUCGUGGGCCCAAUCGAACUGGCAGGCGAUCUCAAAAGGCUGGCACAGCUGUACUCAAAGGUGAUGAGCAAGUCGAAGCUCAACGUGCAUGAAGGCAAUGACCUGGACAAGGUACUUGACAAGCAUGCUGACCGGAUUGGUCAAACUGUUGAAGGCCUUGACGGGGUGAACAAGCUUGAGAAUGCACUUAGGGUGCUGGUGAUGGACACAGCUGUCUUCGAUCCGAGCACCGGAGAAUAUGUUUCUCUGAUCUCCAGACAUGCUCGUUUGAUUGAGGAAACCACAAAGGACUGCAUCAGGCACUGCAGCGACUGCAUACAGAUACGAGAGGCACGUGACCAGCUAGCCAAGCUGCUACCUGCACGGCUGCUGCGAACGCCAUGGGAUGGCUCAGAGUACAUCUCUGUGAGGGACAAAGCAAAGAUGAGCUUGCCUUUGCAGUUGGUGUGUUUUCAACCACAAGAUGGCAGUGGUGAGAUGUUCACUACAGAAUUUGUUGAGGCGAUAUGCACAAUUGUAAGCACGCCCAAGAACACGGAUCUCGCAGUUGUCACAGAGGAGCCCAUGCUCAUGCCAAUUCUGCUGGACACGUUGCUUAGGCCACCACUGACCCAUGAGGAGUCCAUUGAUACAAUCACAAACGCACUGGCCAGCAUGGCAGACAAGCAACGUGCUGACUACCUCAGCUUUGCAGGACUUGAAAGUUACACGGCAACGUUGCGAGGAAAAGAUGAACCUGCAGUUCAGGCAGUUGCAACGGCAAGUGCAAUCUCGCGAGCCGAUGCAGGCAAAGCAUUCCAAGAGAAGGAUGAUGAUGAACUGCCAAUCCUUGCAGGUGCGAGCACCACAGAUGACUUUGUUGCUCGUCUAUGCAAUGGCUGCUCGACGUGUGGCGACUUCGAUGCCAAAUUCGUAGGUGACCAGCCAGAAGUUUAUGUUGACCUCAAAAUCACAGAAGGUGAAAGAGAUUGGUAUGUCAGGCAAGCGGACACGUGGACAAGGACUGCCAGGGCACUACUUGAGACAGAAUUGGACAGAGAUCUUCAGAGUGCUGACAUCGCUGAACUUGCCGAGAUCAGCUCACAAACUAGAGCUGCUGGCGCCAUACAGAUUGCAACGGCAUACACGACAUUGUUUCAGGAGUAUGACCGAGUUGCGUCCGUGUCAAAUGCUGAAGAGCUAUACUGA
Messenger RNA from Cladocopium goreaui, 5052 nucleotides. Lineage: Eukaryota; Dinophyceae; Suessiales; Symbiodiniaceae. The record is from the annotation of a GenBank genome assembly.